UGAGGAAUGUAUGUAUAUUGACUGGACACCAAUGAAUUAAUAAGGGUUAUGAUCGAACGUACCUGGUACCUAAACCUCACAUUCGUUUCCCCUGCACUUCUCUCUGUCCUGUCGCAGCAAAGAGAUUAGUCGCAAUGCAUUCAUUCGGCAUGCGUCUAGGCUCAAUCGCCAUAAUCAUCGCGGCGAAGACACUAGGGACCAAUGCCGCGGAAUAUGACCCCCUUUCAUACGUCGACCAGCUAAUCGGGAGCCGAAAUGGAGGCAACAUUUUCCCAGGCGCCACACUGCCGUACGGCAUGGCGAAGGCCGUCGCCGACACCACCAGCGUAAGCAACCAAGGCGGCUUCACUCUCGACGGCACCCCCAUCUCCGGCUUUUCGGCGAUGCACGAUUCCGGAACCGGAGGAUCCCCGUCCCUGGGGAACUUCCCGCUCUUCCCGUAUGCGAGCUGCCCGGGCGACGACAUCGACCGAUGCGAAUACCCCAAGAAAACGCGAUCGGCAAACCACGGUCAGUUCAACGAUAACAGCGUCGUGGCGCGCCCGGGCUACUUUGGAGUCACCCUCAACUCUGGAAUCGACGUCGCGAUGACGGCGGCGCAGCAUACGGCGCUCUUCCAGUUCACCUUUCCGGCAACGGAUGGGCAUCCCCUGCUCUUACAGGAUCUGACCGAUCUUUCGGAUUCGCGCCAAAAUAAUGGCACUGUUGCGAUCGACCCCGAGACGGGGAGAAUUACGGGUUCCGCGCGUUUCCAGUCGAGUUUCAGUCAAGGGCAAUACGUACUUCACUUCUGCACCGAUUUCUCGGGUCCUGCAAUCUUUGACACUGGCAUCUUUGUUAACAGCAGAGCCAGCACAGACGCAAAGAACCUGACCAUCUCUCGGUCAAUCAACGGGUACCCCCUUCCCGGAGGCGCUUUUAUCAGAUUCCAGUCCGCCGACACACCGGUACUCGCGCGUGUGGGCCUGAGCUUUAUCAGCUCCGAGCAAGCAUGCUCUAAUGCGGAGAGCGAAAUCCCGGACUACAACUUUGAUCAGAUCGAGCAGACUGCGGCGGAUGCCUGGAGAGAGAAGCUCAGCCCAAUCAGCGUGUCUUCGGAAGGCGUCAGUGAGGAUUUCCUGAAGAACUUCUACAGCGGCGUGUACAGAACGAUGGUGAACCCUCAGAACUACACGGGAGAAAAUCCGCUUUUCAAUACCGGCGAGCCGUAUUUUGACUCGUUUUAUUGCCUCUGGGAUAGCUUUAGGAGCCAGAUCCCGUUUUUGACUCUGCUCGACCCGGCCGCAGUGGCACAGAUGAUCCGCUCUUUGAUCGAUACUUAUAGGUAUGAGGGUUGGCUGCCAGAUUGUCGGAUGACUUUUUCCAAGGGCUAUACGCAGGGUGGCUCGAAUGCGGACGUAAUACUAGCAGAUGGGUUCCUCAAGGGUAUCACGGAUGGCAUCGACUGGGACACGGGCUACGAAGCAGUCGUAAAAGACGCAGAAGUAGAGCCCUUCGACUGGUCAAGCGAAGGACGCGGUGGACUCGACAGCUGGAAAGCGCUCGGAUACAUCCCUGUGCAAGACUUUGACUACAAGGGCUUUGGGACGAUGACGAGGAGUAUAUCUCGCACUCUCGAGUACAGUUACAACGACUUCACGAUUUCCCAAAUGGCUCAGCUACGUAACAAUACCGCCGACGCGGAGAAGUAUCUCCGCACUAGCGACAAUUGGAAGCGUCUCUACAAAGCAGACCAAACAUCAAAAUUCGACAGCGGCGCCGACACGGGGUUUACCGGGUUCUUCCAGCCGAAAUUCCUGAACGAGACGUGGGACUACCAGGACCCGCUCUGGUGCAGCAACAUCGACAACUCCGGAACAUCGUGCUCGCUGCAGAACACGGCGCACGAGACGUUCGAGAGCAGCGUGUGGGAGUACGGCUUCUUCGUGCCGCACAACCAGGGCGACCUGAUCGCGCUGUACGGCGGCGCCGGGCCGUUCGUGCGGCGGCUCGACUUCCUGCACGACAGCAACAUCACCUACAUCGGCAACGAGCCGGCCUUCCUCACCGUCUUCCAGUACCACUACGCCGGCCGCCCCGCCCUCUCCGCCCGCCGCGCCCACUUCUACAUCCCCCGCUUCUUCGACACCACUCCCGAGGGCCUCCCCGGCAACGACGACAGCGGCGCCAUGGGCUCCUUCGUCGCCUUCUCCAUGAUGGGGCUGUUCCCCAACCCGGGGCAGAACGUGUAUCUCAUCAUCCCGCCCUUCUUCGAGAGCGUCAACGUCACGAGCCCGCUCACGGGGAACACGGCGACGAUACGGAAUGUCAAUUUCGAUCCGGCGUACGAGGCGAUAUACAUACAGAGCGCGACGCUGGAUGGCGAGCCGUACACGAGGAACUGGGUCGACCAUAGCUUUUUUACGGAGGGCAAGGAGCUCGUGCUUACGCUCGGCAGGAACGAGAGUUCCUGGGGCACGAAGGUCGAGGAUCUGCCGCCGAGCGUGGGUGACUAUGAGGGGUUCAAUCGGACGGUGGCGUCGAGGAAGAGGGGGGGUGGGCCGAGAUAUGAUGCUGGGCUUGGGCUGAGGUAAUGAGUGGUGUUAGGUUGUGAUAGAGGAGUCUUGGGCUUGGGCUUAACUACUAACUAUAUUCA
This is a messenger RNA of Hypoxylon fragiforme, 2635 nucleotides long. Its product is annotated as glycoside hydrolase family 92 protein. Gene Ontology annotation, molecular function: carbohydrate binding; peptide-N4-(N-acetyl-beta-glucosaminyl)asparagine amidase activity. Bases 135 to 2573 code for a protein of 812 amino acids. The record is from RefSeq and is a predicted model, not a curated record. Gene Ontology annotation, cellular component: nucleus; cytosol. Gene Ontology annotation, biological process: protein quality control for misfolded or incompletely synthesized proteins; carbohydrate metabolic process; protein deglycosylation. The transcript is spliced from 4 exons. NCBI's taxonomy places the organism in Eukaryota, Fungi, Ascomycota, Sordariomycetes, Xylariales, Hypoxylaceae.